This is a messenger RNA of Onthophagus taurus, 827 nucleotides long. Its product is annotated as acidic phospholipase A2 PA4. Lineage: Eukaryota; Metazoa; Arthropoda; Insecta; Coleoptera; Scarabaeidae. The record is from RefSeq and is a predicted model, not a curated record. Gene Ontology annotation, biological process: phospholipid metabolic process; arachidonate secretion. Gene Ontology annotation, molecular function: A2-type glycerophospholipase activity.
AACCAAGACAUAAAGUUCUCUUCCUUCAACCGAUUUUCCAAUUGAUUUCAAAUCGGUUAUAUUGGGGUUUAACUCGUUUUUUUGAAGGAUAAAUUCACAAAUUGGAUUCGUGGAACACGAUGGUUCAAAGUAUUUGUAUUGCUUUCUUAUUUGUUUUAAUAAACUUUGCAAGCUGCAAAGUUUUCUUUUGCAAUGAAGAUCAAACGAAAAUUAUCGAGUUUGCAGCCGAUUCCCCUUUUUGCAAAGUUCACACUGAUAGAAAUUAUGUUAAUGAUAUUUUGAGUGAAGAUAAAGUGAUGUUUGUUGAUGAUAAUAUCUUGGAUAAAAUGGAAGCUCCGUGCAUUGAGAAGCAAGAAUAUGGAUUUAUAUUCCCUGGGACUUUAUGGUGUGGACAAGGUACAAAAGCUCGAUUUUUCAACGAAUUAGGCGAACACAGAGAAGAAGAUAAAUGUUGUAGGGAACACGAUAAUUGCGCAAAUUCGUUAAACGCCGGGGAAUGUAGAGGAGACGUUUGUAAUGAUUCAUCUUACACAAGAUCCCACUGCGAUUGUGAUUUAAGAUUCCAAGAGUGUUUAAAAAGCACUCAAACGAGUGCUGGGAAUGUAAUUGGAUCGAUUUUCUUCAACAUAGUUAAAGUUAGUUGUUUUACUGAGGAUAAUUGUGAUAAUAAAUUGGGUGAAUUAAUUAAUUUUGACGAACAAGGGAGGAAAACUUGCCCGAUCAAGUUUGAAUCGGCCCCUAAGUAUCGGGUGGAGCGGCUUAGGACGUUAAAUGGGAGGAAAUUAAAUUUUUUCGAACGAUUUUUACGUAAAAUAAGAUUGUUAUAA